Messenger RNA from Plasmodium relictum, 7695 nucleotides. RefSeq names its product ribonuclease, putative. Gene Ontology annotation, cellular component: P-body; exosome (RNase complex). The record is from RefSeq and is a predicted model, not a curated record. Gene Ontology annotation, molecular function: 3'-5'-RNA exonuclease activity; RNA binding. Bases 1 to 7695 code for a protein of 2564 amino acids. Gene Ontology annotation, biological process: mRNA catabolic process. Lineage: Eukaryota; Apicomplexa; Aconoidasida; Haemosporida; Plasmodiidae. The transcript has 9 exons.
AUGAAAGAAGAUAAUAAUAAUAUAAGUAAAAAAUUAAGAAAAAGAAAAAAAAGAAAAAGUAGAAAAUUUUCUUAUCUUUCAUUUAAAAAAGAAAUAGCAAAUUUAUAUGAGAAAGAAAAAAAUAUUUUAAUGCAGAUGCAAAAUGGGAAUUCAUUACCAGAUAAUAAAAAAAUAAAUAAUUUGAUAAGUAUUCCUGAAGACAAAUCAUUGACUAUUCUUAAUAAAAAUGAAAUACCAAAUAAUUUAAAAAACAAAACAAUUAAAGAAAAUCUUAAUUGUAGACAAGGAAAAAAAAAAAAAAAAAAGAAUGUUUUAUACAAUUCAAAAAAUAACAUGCAAGAGAAAAACUUAAAUAGCUUAAUAAAUAUUUUCUUUAAUGAACGUAAAGGUAUAAGUAAGAUAGGUAAUAGUAAUCAUAAUGUUAAAAAUAAAAAGGGAAGUAUUACUGAAUAUUCUUCUGUAGAAAGUAUUUGUAAAAAAAAAAAAGGAAAUUCAAAAAAAAGUAAUAAAGAAAAUGAUGAUUUAAUAAAUGAACUACUACAUAUUAUCAUUACAAAAGAUAAAAUAACAAAAAUUAAAAAAAAAUUAUUAGACAAUUGCUUAGUAAAUUUUGUUAGUUCAAAUAUGAUGAAAUAUGUUAUAAGAAAAACUAAAAAAGAUAUUGACUUUAAUAUUCUAAAAACUCUUUUGGUUAUUAAUGUCGAUGCAAAAAAUAUAGAUUAUACUUUGAUUUCUAGAAGAAAAAUUGAAAUGCUGACUAAUUGCAUAUUUCCAAAAGAAAAAUUAAGAAUUAUUAAACGUGUUUUAUCUCAAAUAUUUAAAACAGUCUCUAUUAAAAAGAAUUUUUCAGAAGAAUUUAAAGAAAUAAUAAUAUCGAAAAGUGACUAUAUUUCAUGUGUUAAAGCUGUAUCAUCUUAUUUACUAAAAAGUGAAAAAAAAAAUACAAAUAAUUAUAAAAAAUUUAAAAAAAUAUAUGAAUUAAGUGUGAAACUUUUGAAACAAGAAAUAGAAAAUAUAGAUAAUAUAAAAACUAUAGAAAAUAAAAAGAAUAACUCUAAAAAAGAGAAAAAUGAUAAAAUUAUAAGAUCCCUUGACUACAUUUAUGAAGAACAAAAGGGACAAACUAAUAAAAAUAGUGAACAAGAAGAGGAGAAAGAAAAAGAAGAAGAGGAAGAGGAAGAGGAAGAAGAAGAAGAAGAAGAAGAAGAAGAAGAAGAAGAAGAGGAAAAAGAAGAGGAAGAGGAGAAAGAAGAGGAAGAAGAAGAAACUGAAAAAGAAAAUGAAGAAGAUGAAGAACAUGCAGAGGAAGGAGGAGAAGAAUCGGAUGAGAAAGAAGCAGAAAAUAAUGCAUAUAAUGAAGAUGAAGAAAAAGAAAAAGAAGGAAAGGAAAAGGAACAAGAAAAAGAAUAUAAACACAUAUUUUGUAAUGAAAAACAAAUACAUAUAAACGAUUUAUUAACCAAUUUGAAUAAUUACAAAAGUACCUUAGAUGCAGAAUAUUCAUUAAAUAAUAAUAUAAACAAUUCAAAUAUUUUAAAAUUAGUUAAUGAAGAAAUAAAUAAAAGGGAUAUGCAAAUAAAAAGCCUAAAAACUUAUAUAAAUUUAAUGGAAAAUGAUAUAAAAUUAUUAUUUGAAAAUAAUAAAAUAAUGAAAAAAAAAAUUGAGGAAAUGGAAAUGAAUAUAAAGAAAAAUAGUUUUCAAAACAUUCUAGAAGAAUCAAAAAAAGGUAUAUUUGUCAAGCAGAGUGAUAUUAUUUUAAAUAUUUACGAAAAGGCUCACUUAAAUUUCAGUGAUAUUAAGGAAUUAAAGGAUAAAAGAGAUUAUAUGAGUAUUUUAAAUGUAAAAAUAGAUAAAAAUCCUUUUAAUUUUACCAAUAAUGUAUCUUUUGAUAAUAUAAAUAAAAAUUCAUCUAAAAGUUCAGAUAUGAAUGAGACAGAUAAUUUGAAAAAAAAAUUGAAAAAGCUUAUAAAAUUACUGAACUUAAAUAUGUUUUCAAAAAACAAUGAUGGAGUAUAUAUUAAUAAAAUGAAAAAAGAAUUAAAUUUAGAUUGCAUAAAUAAAGAAAUUGACAAACUUAUUUAUGUGAUGAAAAAUAAUAAAAUUGCUAAUGAAGAAAAUCAGAAAAAUAAAAUUCUUAAAAUUAAAAAUGAUUCCGCUUUAGAUAAAAAAAAAAAAGAAAGUGAAUUAACUAUGACUAAGAAUAACAAAAAAAAUAGCACUCAAGUACAAAAAAUAAUGGAACAAGAAGACAAAAAAGAGCAAGAAAAAAGUAAAAAUAAAAUACAAAAAAUUUUAGAAAAAAAAAAAAAAAAACUAGAAAAAAACCCUAUAAUUAAUAACAAAACAUAUUCAAAAAAUUGUGAUGAUCCAAAUUUCUUGAUUUACACUAAACAGAAAAGUGAAAAGACUUUUGAAAUUCUAAAAAAUAAUAAAUCUAAUAAGAUAAAAAACAAAAAAGAUAUAAUUACUAACAGUUUUAGUGAACAUGUUGAGAAGCAUUUAAAAAAUGAUUCAAAUGAGAAUAAAAAUGAACAUAAAAAAAAUAGUCUUUUGAGUAAUUUAAAUUCAUAUAUGAAUUCUAUCGAUUACAAAAUACAUAAAAUUUUAUCAUUAGAUACUAUUAAAAAAAAGGGGGAAAACAAUUUAAAAGGUGAUGUUUCUGAUGAUUCAUUUUUUAAGAAUGAAAAGACAAACAAAAGAAAAAAUUAUUUUCAAAAGUUUAUGAACUAUUGCAAUGAUAGUGAAGAAGAUGAAAAUAAGAAAAAUUCAAAUGAUGAGGAACACAUCAAAUUAUGUAAUGAAUCCCUUAGUAAUGGGAACAGAGAUGAUAAAAUAAAAAAAAAAUUAAAUUCGAAUAAUUUGAAAAAUAAUUUGUGUAAUAAAAAUGUAUUAGAUUUAAAAAAAAAAGUAACCAGUGAAAUUUUAUCUAAUAAUAAUAAACAGAAAAAAGGGAAAAGUAAAAAUAAAAUCAAAAGCAAAAAAAAAAGAAAGAAUAAAAAAAAAAGUAAAGGAUAUAAAAAAAAUGAAGAAAAUAGCAAUUUGAUAAUCCAUUCUAAUAAAAAAAAUAAGGAAAAUGAAGAUAUAAAAAGUGGCAAGCGUAUGUCUUAUAUAAAUAAACAAAACAAGAGGAAUGAAAAGAACAUAGAAAAUGAUAAGCAUAUCACUUAUAUAAAUAAAAAAAAUAAAAGAAAUGGAAAGGAUGCAGAAAAGAAUAAACUUGUUAAUCAUUUAAAUAAAAUAAAUGAAAAUGUAACUGACAGUGGUGAUAGUGUUGUUUAUAAUUAUAAUUUAUAUAAUGCCAUUGAUGAUUUAAAUGCUCAAUUUUCAAAUGUUGUAAAGAAUAUUCGUAUUGAUGGGAGUUUUCAAAAGGUUGAAAGUAUAUAUGAAAGUGAUAAAGAAAAAAAUGAAAAGAGUGAAACAGUAAAUUCUUCAACUAGAGAGGAUAUUGACAAUUUUAGUUUUCAUUUUAAGACAGUAAAAAAUGAUUAUAAUUUUAUUGAAGUUUUAUCAAAUGAUAAAAAAAGAGAGAAAAAAAAAAAUAUAUAUGAUGAAUAUAUAACUCAAGAAAAAGCAAUUGAUGGAAUUAUUAAAAAAAAAUAUAUAAGAGGAAUAUUAAACGUUAGAAAACAUGAUUAUGGAUUCAUUAUUUAUAAUAAUAAAAAAAUUCAUAUCAGAUCAAAAAAAGACAUGAAUAGAGCAAUAGAUGGUGAUUCUGUUGUUGUUAAAUUAAAAAAAAAUAUAAAAAAUGAAAUUAUUGGAAAAAUAGUUUAUAUUGAAGAGCAUCAUGGUUCUGAUAUACAGUAUGUUUGUAUUUUUAGAGACAAGAUAAAAAAUCAGAAAUUUAAUUUUGCUAUUCCUUUUAAAAAAAACAUACCUUUAAUAAAAGUAUUAAAUGAACAUAUUAUUGAAUAUAUGAAAAAAUAUCAUAUAAGAGAUAUAAGUAAUCAAUUAGUUUACAUUAAAGUGUUUAGAUGGAACUCUAACGAAACCUUUCCGGAAGGAAAAAUUGUAGAAAUAUUAGGGCAAAAUGAUAUUUUUCAUAAUAUGCAAAAUGCUAUUUUAUUAAAUCAUAAUUUAAAUUUCAAUUUAAAAGAUGCUUUAGAAGAUCAGCAUAUAAGAGAACUAAAAGAUAAAAAUACUUAUGCAAAUAUUAUAUCACAAGAAAUAAAAAAGAGAAUCGAUUUAACAAAAAAAUGCAUUUUUACAAUUGAUCCAGAAACAGCAAGGGAUUUAGAUGAUGCUAUUAGUAUUAGUAAGAUAAGUAGAAAGAAAAUUAUUAGUUGCAAUUACUACAUUCAAGUUAUUCACAAUUUAAUUGUUCAUAAUGGAGAAAUUGAAGAAAAUAUUUUAAAAAAAAAUCUUUCUUUAUUUGUAAAAGAUGAUAGCAAUUUUUUUAAUAUUUUGAAAAGUAAUAAAUAUGUUAAGGAAAUGGAAGAUAUAAAAUAUGAUAAUUUUAUGAAAGAAAAAAUUGAGGAAGAGAAAAAAAAAAAAAUAAUAACAGAAAAAAAAGCAUUUAAAAUUUUAACAAAAAAAUGUGGAAAACAAACUAAAACUCAUCAGAACAUUACAUCUGAUGUAAAUAAUGAAAAUUUUGAAAAAAAUAAAAUUCAUGAUGAAGUAAAAAGCAAAAACAAAGAAAGUAGUAAUGAAAAUAAUAAUUCUAUUAAAUUUAUGAAUCAUAUUAUGAAUGAUAAAUCAAUAAAAAUGAAUGAUAAUAGUGAAAAUUCUAAUGAUAAUAAUAGUAAUAGUGAGAAUAAUGGAGAUGAUUUUUUUCAAAUUUCUAAUGAUUAUAUUAACACAGAAUCGGAUACAGAUAAUAUAUUAGAUGAUAUUUAUGAAAUAAAAGGAACACAUAAAAAAAGACGUAAAAUCUCAAGAAAUGAAAAAAAGCAAAAAAAGAAAAUAUACACAGAAAAUUUUUAUAAUAUUUUUACUGAAGAUUCAGGAUAUGAUAAUUAUAAGUAUAGAGAAAAUGAAGAAGAUUUUUUCUACUGUAAAAUAAAAUCAGAAGAUGGUACCGAUAAUGAAAAAAAGAAAAGUAAUAAAAAAAAAAAAAAUGAAAAAAAAAAAGAAAUAAAAAAAGAAAAAAAAAAAAUAGAUAUGCUUAAUUAUGCUUCAAAAUCGGAUGAUGCAUUUGAAAAGGGGCAGAAGAAGGAAGACAGUGAGGAGGAAAAUAAUACAUAUAAUGGAGAUGAAGAAGAAGAUGAAGAGGAAGAGGAAGAGGAAGAAGAUGAAGAGGAAGAGGAAGAAGAUGAAGAGGAAGAGGAAGAAGAUGAAGAGGAAGAGGAAGAGGAAGAAGAUGAAGAGGAAGAGGAAGAGGAAGAAGAAGAAGAGGAAAAUGAAGAGGAAAAUGAAGAGGAAGAAAAACAGAAAGUAGAAAUACAAAAAGAAGAAAUAAAAAAAGAAAUAUUUAAUAACAAUAAUGUUGAAAAAAAAAAAAUAGACGAAGAAAAGAAUAAAAUGAUAAAAUUCCAGAAAAUAUUUUUAGAUAAUAGUGAUUAUGAAUGUUUUUUUAAGAAUGAAAGAAAAGAUGUUAAAAAGAAUAAAAAAAGAAAAUUUUCAGAUAGCUAUGAAUUUUUUUUUAAAAAAGAGUAUAACAAAGAUAUAGGUUAUAGUGUAUAUGAUAAUCAUAAUUUAUUUUGUGAAAAAUGCAAAAAAUUUAUAACGUUAGAUGAUAUUAUAAAAGAAAUGAAAGAAGAAAAAUGGAAAAAGUAUAAUUUAUAUGAAGUGGGUGUUCAUAUAACAGAUGUAUCAUUUUUUAUUAAAGAAAAUUCUUCCUUAGAUAUUGAUGCCCGUAAUAGAGCAAUGACAAUUUAUCUAACUCAUACAUGUUUUCCAAUGAUUUCUAAAAUUUUAAGUGAGGAAUUAUGUAGCUUAGAUCCUGUAAAUAAUCGUUUAUGUUUAUCUAUUUUUUUUUACAUGGAUAGUACAGGUAAAAUUGAUCAUAAUUCCUUUUUCAUUAAAGAAAGCAUAAUAAACAGCAAAGUAAAAUUUACCUAUGAAGAAGUUUAUUUAAUUAUUAGAAAUUACACAAAAUUAAAAAAAAUGGUAAAUAAAUUAAAAAAAAAACAACAUGAAUUCUUUAAUAAUCAGAAAAGUAGCAAUUCUAUUUUUGAAGAUAUAGAUAAAAAUUCUAAAGGUAAAGAUAGUAAUAGUAAUAAUAUUAGUAGUUCUAGUAAAAAUAAAAAAGAAUAUAUUGAUAGAAAAAAUAAUAUUUAUAAAAAAUUCUUAAAUACACAUUUUUACAAUAAUAGUAAUAAUAAUGAUUCAUGCAAAUAUCAUAGUGCCGAGGAUUUAUCUACCAUACUGAAAAAAAAAUUUGAUGAAGAUAAAAAGGCUCAUAGCGAUUUUAAUUUUGAUAAAUUUAAUCAUUUAAAUGAAAAAAAUAAUUCUAUGAAUAAUUUAGGAUGUAAAGAGGAAACAAAAUAUAAUAGUAAUAAUAUUAUUUUAAAAAGUGCAAAUCAUUUAAUAAAUGAAAAAAUAUUAAAAAAUAGUAAAGUUAAAAAAAGCAUAGAAGCAUUAAUAAAAAUAUUUAAAAAUUUAAGUAAUUCAAAACAUAAUUUAUCAAAUAAAGAAAUAUUUACUAUUAUAAAAAAUUUAUAUGAUAUGCAUAAAAUAACAAAAAAAGCAAGAGAAAUUAGAAGGAAAAAUGGAUCUUUAUUAUUUAACAAUGACAAGAUUAAUUUUAUCUUAUCUGAUGCAUGUAAUCCAAUAGGAAUAGUCAGAAAACAAUAUACUUUUUCUAAUUAUAUGAUUGAAGAGUUAAUGUUAAGUGCUAAUAAACUAAUAGCUAUUCGCCAAUAUUUUAGUAAAUAUAGAGACAUAUCUGUUUUUCGUUCACAUAGUUUAAAAAACGCAAUAGAACUUACUGAUAUAAUUGAGUUACUAAAAAAGCAUGGGAUCCAUUUCAAAGUUUGGGAUUUACAUCAUAUUUUAAAAUAUUUAGAUGAUAAUAAAAAAAAUUUUAAACAUGAGAAAAAAAAUAUUUUUGAUAUUGUUUGUACAUAUGUAAAAAAAAAAAUGAUUAGAGCUGAAUAUCAUACCUUUAAAUAUAUAAAAGAUAAUAAUAUGAGUACAUAUCAUUAUGCUCUUUCCUUUUUAUUAUACACUCAUUUUACUUCACCAAUUAGAAGAUAUCCUGAUAUUUUAGUUCAUCGUAUUAUUAAAAAAAUUAUUUGUGACGAGGAUAAACUAAAUAAAAAGAUAUGCACAGAACAAGAAAUUUUAAAAACUGUAGAAACAUCCGAUAUUGGAAUAAUAGAAAAAAUUUGUGAAAAUUGUAAUAAUUGCAAAGCAAAAUCGAAAAAAGCACAAAUGGAUUGCGAAAUAGCAUUUUUUUGUUUGUAUUUGCAAAAACUUGAUUAUCCAGGAUAUAAUAGAGGAAUAAUUAUGGAUAUAUACAAGGAAAAAUCUUCAAUUUAUUUCAAAUCUUUUUCAUUUGAAAAUAAUUUAUAUCAUUCUAAUCACGAGAAACAUUUUCAUAAAAUGAAUAAGGAACACAUUAAAUAUGUUUCAAAUUAUGUCAUCUACCCAAAUAUUACAAAACAAGAAUUCACACUUGUUCUCUAUAAUAAGAAUACAAAAAAAGUUAGAUUACGAAGGGUUUAUAAGCGUUUUGAUUAUAUACCAUUAUAUUUUAUUCCCUUAAACUCAAUGCCCCCAUCUUAUUUUUUAGCUGUUGCGUUUAACAAAUAA